AUGGGUAACAGGCACGAGGAAAUCCACGACGAUGCAUGCGGCACGGGUGAGAAAAACAAUACGAGAGGAUUCGCCAUCCGAGUCACCAGUCACACUCGCCACUAUUCACCCGCCUGUGUAUUCUUCUUUCCACCUUCCUCUCGGUGGGCCCCCAAGCGCCCUUUGGCCCUGAACUCUGUGGUCUUUCCCAACAUUUUCUGGAAGCGUGUGCCGACAGCGGAGGCCCAUCGGGGACUCCCAGUGAAGAAAGGGAAGGAAAACUUCGAUGAAGCGGACCAAGCUGUGAUUGCCGCUCGCAUCAGCCCCUUGGCGAGUGGUACGAGCAUCUGUAAGCCUCGCGGAUUGGCCAUGAUCACGCUGGAUGAAGUAUGCAGAGAGGUCACUCUGCCGCCUCAUACACACAGUCAUGCUGUUCGAUCUUGCGAGCAGAAUGGCAGCGGUAUGAUCAUUCAAGUUCUCACAUGGAUCGAGCUACUUCCGCAGUACGAUGUGGGCAUCGUCAACAUGGCAUCAGUAGUAGCUGCAAAUUGGUUCCAUCGCCUUGGUCUUCUGUCCUCAGACUUUGUUCAGAAGAGCUUGGACUGGGGACCGAUCGAGGCCCGUGUGUUGCUAUGGCCUGUGCUGCAGGUAAUCCGGAGUGACUCCAGCCCCUUAAAUGCAUGA
Molecule: messenger RNA, 663 nt
Organism: Penicillium diatomitis
Lineage: Eukaryota; Fungi; Ascomycota; Eurotiomycetes; Eurotiales; Aspergillaceae
Exons: 3
Coding region: 1-663 (220 amino acids)
Source: RefSeq, a predicted model, not a curated record